AUGAGUAAAGUUUACGAUCGAGUGGAGUGGGAUUUUGUUGAUGCAAUAUUGUUUAAGAAGGGCUUUCCUGUUCGUUUCCGACAGAUAAUUAGGAACUGCAUCUCCUCUGUUAACUUUUCUUUUAAAAUCAACGGCCAGAUUGUGGGAAAAGUUACACUGUCUCGCGGGUUACGCCAUGGGUGUUCUUUAUCACCAUACUUGUUUAUCCUCUGUGCGGAGAGGCUCUCGGCUACUUUGAAAAAAGCAGAAACAAAUGGAAAUUUGGAGGGGCUGAAAUGUAGCAGGAACUGUCCACCAAUAUCCCAUCUUCUAUUUGUGGACGACUCCAUUGUUUUCUCAAAGGCAACUUCGGUAGAGGCUGCUUCAAUUGUAAACAUACUAAAUCUCUACGAAUGCGCUUCUGGACAACAAGUAAAUCUGGAGAAAACAACCAUAUCUUUCAGUCCAAAUACACCUCAAGCUCUUCGCCAGACCAUUUGGUCGAUUUUUGGAAUUCAUUCACCAACUUCCAUUGGAACAUACUUCGGAUUACCUUCGAUGUUUGAAAGGGAUAAAAAGCAAUCUUUCGCCUUGAUUCGAGAAAAGAUCUGGAAGCGCCUUCAUACAUGGAAUCGUAAUUUGUUCUCAUCAGCGGGGCGCAAAAUUCUUAUUAAAGUUGUGGUGCAAGCUAUCCCCACUUAUUUUAUGAGUCUAUUCAGUCGAGGGAGAAAAGGGCCCAAGGGGAUCGACUCUGAGGCAACGUCUGGACCAAACUUGCUCAGCCCGAGGAGGCCCGACAGGAGGCCACCAGCGUGGAGAAGACACCAUAACUACGACCAGGAAACCAGAAAUGGCCCGAAUGAGACAGAGAAUGCAGGACAAGACUGCAGCACAAAAUUCGACUCAAGAGAGGGUUACUCGGCUCGAGCACCACUGACCCUCUCCUGCUCACGGUCGUGA
Messenger RNA from Striga hermonthica, 939 nucleotides. NCBI's taxonomy places the organism in Eukaryota, Viridiplantae, Streptophyta, Magnoliopsida, Lamiales, Orobanchaceae. The record is from the annotation of a GenBank genome assembly.